AUGAAUAACGAUUUAAUACCCACUCAAACAUCAACUUCGAAUGCCGUCAAUAAUCCAAUACCAACAGCUCCAACCUCUACAAACACUAAAAAGUCAAAUGCUCAAGAUCCAAACCAAAGCUCAAAGGGUUUAGAAUAUAAAAACCUAAUCAAAGAGAAAAUCCUAAAACCAUCAAAAUUACCUGAAUACCAAAGUUUAAGGAAACAUCAUUCCCAUUUAGUCAUCAGAGAUUCAAACUAUUUCAAUAAGACUCCCUCAUCCUUCAUUGCAUGUGCAUCUUGUCAUAGAGGUCGUGUCUUAAAGAUAUCUUUAAUUCAAGAUUCAACAACUAAUGAUAUAUUAAAUGAGAUUUAUUCAAUUAUUGGUGUUAAUCCAUGUUCUAAAAAAAGAGCUAAACAACAAGUUAAUUCCACAACAAAUGAUCAAAAAAAGCACAGACCUUCAACUGCUGGUUCAUCAGCAAAUACUAGCACUACUAGUACAAUCCCAGCUCCUUUACAACCUCCUCCUUCAACAAAUAUUUUGAAUCCUUUAAAUCCUUCAGCUUCAUUACCAAAGGAAACUUCAAAAAUACCCACUCUUGAUGAUUUCUUUACAGGUUUUGAUCAACCAACUUCAUUACCAAAUCUUGAUAUAAAAGCUCCAAUAAAAUCAAUAAAUUCAAUAACUACAAUAACAACUUCAUCUUUAUUAUCAAUGUUGAAAGGUGAAACAAAUUUCCCAACUUCAUUAGAUUUAUUUCUUUCAUUAGGUAUAUCUAAACAAUUCCCAAAUUUCCAUAAUAAUAAUGAUACAAUCAUUAUACCAUUACCAUGUAUUUCAAAUACAAGGUUCUCAACAUCGUUAGAUGAAUCAUUAUAUUUAAAUGAUUUUAAUUUAAUAGAUUCAAUAAAUCACAAAAUUUCAGAUUUUUUAACAAAUAAACCAACUUCAUCAAUACCAAAUUUGAAAAUCAUUAUCAUAAUAGGUUCUUUCCAAGAAGGUUCACCUCAAAAUCCUCAAGAAGAUCAAUCUCAUAAAUAUGUUUGUAAAAUCAUAUUAUUAUCAGACUUCAUCAUAAAUGAAUUAAAUAAUCAACUAUUAUAUCAAACCAAAAAAUUCUUUUUAAAUCAUGAUUAUACAUUUAUUGAUUCAAAAUUUGAAUGGUUACAAUCUCAACUAUUACAAAAAUUAAUAAUAAAACCAUUACAAUCACAUUUCACCAAGAAAUUUGAAUAUCCAAUCCUUGGUGAUCAAAUUAGUUCAGAUGUUUUCCUAAACACUUCAAUGACUAUUAACGUUCCAUAUAUUAUGAAUUCGGGUUUUUAUCAAAUUAAUCAUACAACUUCUUUAUAUAUAGUGGUUUAUUUAGUAUUGAACCUAUUAUCAAGAUUUGAAAACUUGAAUAGAAGUAAUGGAUUUGAUGAUCAAAUGGGGUUAAUGAAUUCAUUAAAUGGGAUUGAAUAUAAUAAUCAAUUCAAUAUUAAUGUUUUAAAAAUGGUUUUGGAUUAUCUAAGAGAAUUACAAAAUUGA
Molecule: messenger RNA, 1512 nt
Organism: Hansenula anomala
Lineage: Eukaryota; Fungi; Ascomycota; Saccharomycetes; Phaffomycetales; Wickerhamomycetaceae
Exons: 1
Coding region: 1-1512 (503 amino acids)
Source: RefSeq, a predicted model, not a curated record